AUGGCAGCUGUACGGAGUGUGCGUAUCCGGCGGCCGCGAGCCAUGCUGUUUGUCCCGCCGGAAGAGGCUGGGGCGAAGGGUGGCGGGGAGGACACGGCGGCGGCCGAGGCAGCAGCACGAGCACGGGCAUCGAUGGGACUGGAUGGAGUGAGCGGGAGCGUUGGCGAUGGAACCAAUGGUGAUGUAGCCACCUUUACCCAUGGCAUGCACCUCGUCGCUAUGCACACCUUUCCGGCGAGCCUCGUCGUCUCGGCCUUCAACAAGACCGACGGCGAGCUGGUGGUCGCCCAUGAGCUCGGCUACUCGGCGUGGCACGUCUCAGGCAAGCUGCGGCAAAUCAGCUACUCGAAGCGGACACGGCCGCAUGUGCGGGCGCUGGUCUACUCGUCGAGGUUCAAGUUCUUUGUGGCGGCGUGCGCCGAUCUCACCUUUGAGGUCUACGAUCGGAAGCUCGGGCUGGUGGAGAAGCUGCCGUCGUCGUCGCACUCGACGCUCGCACUGGCCAUCCAUGCUCCGCGGCACCAGCUUGUCUCGGCUGGCGUCGAGGAGAUCCACGUGUGGAACAUCAUCCCGCAUCCGGACGUCAAGUUUGACGCCGACGCCGAGCCCAUCCAGCGGUACACGGUCGCCCACGCCGGGCAGCUUGCCGUCCCGCAUGGCACACCAUGGAUCACGUCCCUGGCCAUACAUGAGCCAUCGUCGUCAGUCCUUGCGCUGGCCAACUCGCGGCUGCUUGUCUACGACCUCAGGGAUGUGCCACGGGCGGGCGAGGUUGCGGCGGAUGUGGCCGUGGCGUACGCCAACGUGGCACGUACUGAUGGCGCUGCGGCGCGGGCGCGGGAAGGAGUGUUUGACACGGUGGCGCCGCGAGUGCUUGACCACGGGCAGGGGCGGACGUUCUCUGCAGCGCUCCGUGUGGUGGCACCCUCGCACGAGCUCGACUACCUGGUCACGGCCGGCAUUGACACGUACAUUGCAGUGUACGAGUUUACGACGUUUCGGCGAGUUACGAUUCUCACCGGUCACUCCAAGCCGGUGACAGCGGUGAUGGAGGUGGCGACCUCGCACGCACCGCUGCUCAUGUCUGCCUCGGAGGACGCGUCGAUCCGGCUCUGGUCGCUCCUCACUCUGACCGAGACGUACCGGCUCAACCUGGCGGCACCACUGACGGGCCUCGGGUCGCUGGCGUCGUCGUCGAUAUUCUACGCCACGACACGAACCGCAGUCGUGGUCUUCAAGUUCAUGCACCUGUACGACUUGUUCGACCAGCUGCGGUCGCCGGUGGGUCAGCUGGAGAUGGUCCGCGAUCCGGCGGGGGCGUCGACGGCACGGUUGGCCUUUGCACCUGCCGACGGCUCGAUCCGGAUCUGGACUUUUGAUGGGCGGCCACUGGUGACGGUCCUCCCACCGCCGUCGACCGUCCACCCGCUAGCGUAUGUGUACUCACGGCUUCACUCGAGCGUGGUGGUUCUCCUCUCGUCGCACGAAGUCUGGCUUUACGAUGCCGGGUUUAACCCGGCGCGGCGGACGGCGCGGUGGCCGGCGGUGUCGCGGGCGGCGACGCUCUGCCUCGGGCUCUGCUCGGGCACGACGCCGCCGCCGGCGAUGAAGAGCGAGGACCAGCUUCCGUUUGGAGUGUACUUUGAGCUCGCCUUUGGCGGCUCGGCUGAUGGCCUCAUCCAGUUCUGGUCGGUCUCGGACGACUCGCGGCUGUACCAAAAGUUCCGGGCAGACAAAAAUCCUGUGGUGGCGGUCGAUUUUGAUGCAAGCGCGUGUAAGCUUGCAGCGUACGCGUGCGGCGGCGAGGAGGGCCGGAUCCGGAUCUGGUCGUGGCCGACGACGCGGUCGGCGCCGGCGCGGGUGGGCAAGAGCGGGCGUCGACUCAGCUCGGUAGCGGACACAUUUGGCGGCAUUUCCAACGUGCAGGCAUCAGCGCGGGCUUUCCAGAUCCUGCACGAGAUCAGGGUGGCGUCGACGCUCACCUUUGUGCGGUGCCUUGACCCGUUUCUCUACGCCGGCCACUCGGAUGGCACGUUUGAGGUGUACUCUGUGGUGGGCCAGACGGUCAAAAUGUCCAAGUCGAUGUUUGCGCUGUCUACGACGCGGAUGGCUGGCGAGCGCAAGUUAUCGGCGCUGCGGUCUGCCUCGUUUGCCUCGCUGAAGCGGCAAAACUCGCUUGCUGCCUUCCAGCUUGUUCCGAGCAAGAGCACGACAUUGCUGCCGAGUAUGACAGCUGAAGAGAGCACGGAGCACGGGAAGGAAGAAGCAAGCGGCCUUGUUGAGUCGGACUCUUCGUCAGACGAUGUCGAGGUUGAUGCGGAGACCGGGCUUGUGCGGACGCUGAUGCACAGCGGCGGGGUGACUGGUAUGGCUGUGGCGCCCGAGCUGAACAUGGUGGUGACGUCGUGCGAGGACGGGAUCCUCCGUGUGUGCUCGCUGAGCGGUCGGCACCGGGCUUCGCUGAAGGUCGGGGCAAGCGUGGGCGCUGUGACGAUAGUCAACCGGUUUGGUGACAUGGUGUUUGCCAUGAACGACGCACUGUACUCGAUUCACUCUUCGCUCUUCUGCACGCUCCCGUUCCGGCGCAGCGUGGCAGAGGAGCGGCGGAUGGCGCAGCUUGCGGCGGCUGAUGGGUUGGAUAUUGUGGAGGAUGCGGACGAUGUGGCGCUCAAGAUCUACCAGCCGAAGGUCAUGUCCGAGCUGACAAUGACUGCGCUGGCGGUGAUGAACAAUGUGUAUGCGACGCGGCGGGCGCGACUGCUUGCGCUUGCGCGAGUUGUGGCGCAGCACCGAGCAGCGGCUGCGGCGGUCGCAGUCGCGGCUACCCCAGCUGAUGUGGAUGCCAGUAGCAGCGAGGUCGAGAGUGAGUGGCGGCCUAUGGCGCUGCGGACGGCAGGACGGCGCGGGAUUCUGGACUCGCCAGUGCGGUCGGAUGUGGACGACUGCGGCGGGGCGAUGUCAACGAUGUCUGGGCGGCUGUAUGCGCUCACGCCUGUGGGCCAGUUUUCGGGCUACACGCUGCUGGACAUGCCUGCGGCAGAUGGGCUGAUGGUUGAUGUUGUGGCGGCGCGGCUGCGGCAGCUCGCGCUGCUUGUAGACGACAAGAUCCUGAGUGCGAUUCUUGCGGGCGAGAGCGCGCCACUGCGAGCAAGCCGGCAGUUGGACGUUGACCCUGAAGUGAUGAAUGCAUGGGAGCGAUCGAUGGAGCUGCUUACGCGGCAGCAGACCAUACGGCGGCGACAAGCGUCGAGUGCGGCCCGGUUUGACAUUCUCCGGGCGAGGACCGAGGGUGAUCCGGAAGCUGCGGCGGCUCUGGAGCUCGAGGCGCUGCUGGCUGGCGAAGUGACCGAUGAGUUUAUGCGGGUUAUGGAGGACCUUGGUGAGUUUGCGGCAGAUGCAGGGCUCGGUCAGUUUGAGACGAACGAGUGGAGCGAGGCGCUGGAGGUGUUCCAGCGGGCGGCACUCCGGCGGGCGUCAAGCGCGGACUUGAGCACGGGCGACUCACAAAGGCAGCCGACGAACGAGGCAAGUUUGUCGCAGUCGACGUGGUUCCGAUCGCGGAUGCCGACGGAGUUUUUCGGCUCUGAAGAUAUGCCGGUCCUCUCACCGCUGCUCCAGCUCCAGCUCCAGCUCCAGCUCCAGCUCCAGCUCCAGCUCGACAAUCAUGCGGUGGGCAUGCGGUGGGCGUUUGGCGGGCGGUCGUCAUCGUCGUCAGCCGGGCUGGACGACUUGUCGGACAUUCGGGCGUGGCCGCAAGAUCCGUCUGCGCGGUUUUCUGCGCUCGGGCUGUAUGCGGCCGACAAAGCAAGCGUGGACCAGGAGGCCGAAGUGCGGGCCAAGGUGCGGUACCUGCUCGGCCUCUCGCCAAAGCAGUUGGUGACGCAGCAGAUGGCAGGGCGGCGGGCGACGCCGCGGUCGCGAUCGCUCCGCAAGCUCGUCUCCAAGGCGAAUAAGCUCCAGCGGCGGAAGAAGAGACAGCGCAAAGCGACGGGCGCAAGCCCGGGCCCGCAGCUUGUGGCGCGGACGUCGCGGCGUGUGUCGGGCGGCCAGAAGCCGGUUGGUGCCGACGAGGUUCUGUUCCAGCACUCGUCCAAGGACGACCUUGUGCGUGCGUGGGCGGCGGCGCCGCUGCCGCGGGUCAGGACGCCGGCGGCAUCGCCAGUUCCGGACGAGCCUGAGAGGAGCAGUGUAGGCGGCGGGUGGUCAAGCGGGUCGCCGAGCGCGAGUCGCAAGCCACGGCGGCGCGGCGGGCUGGCUGUGCCCAAGCCGAGGUCGAUUGCCGAGCGGCGGCGGCGUGGGUCGAUCUCUUUCCGGCCCGGGUCAGGUAGCGGGCUGCUGACUCCUGCAGUGCGGCGAGCGCGGGCGGCGACGCGAACGGUCGCAGCAGCAGCAGCAGCAGCAGCAGCAGCAGCAGCAGCAGCAGCAGUCCAGACCGCAUCGGCGGCGGCGGCGGCGGUCCAGCAUUGGCUUCAGGUCCGGCAGGAACGAAUGGCGCAGAGCGGUUUCAUAUCGCCCAAGUCGGAACGAAUGGCGCAGAGCGGUUUCAUAUCGCCCAAGUCGGCUGAGCAGGCGAGGCGUGUGUCGCGGCUGCAGGGCGUGUUCUUGACCCGGAUCAAGGAGCUGACGCUAGACGAGGUGAAUGUGGCAGCCAAGUCGCCGCCGCCGGCCGAAAGACAGUUGACGUCGGCUUCGAGAGCGGCAACGGCGUCAUCGUGGAGCGAGAUCAAGACUGGGAGCGGAGACGAGAGCGGAGACGGCGUCCUGUUUCCGUGUCGAGUGCAUCCGCAGCCACCACCGGGGAGUCCGCCUGCCGAGAGGCCGGACGUGCGGCGAUGGCAGCGGUGGCAGCGGUGGCAGCGGCGGACAGGCGAGCUGGCACGAGUGGCAGUUCGAAUGUCGGGCGAGUCGAGCGCAGAACUUGUACCUGUGGAUGCAGCGGCCGACGUGGCAGUUGAGGCCACGGCGCCAGCAGAUGCACAGCUGCGAUCACAGGUGUGGGUCGGCGGCGGACAGGUGUACGCGUCGCGACUGCAGCGAGUCCGUGCAUUGGCAGAGGGCGUGAGCGGGCUGGAACGACUGGGCGAACAGGCUGUGGCGCGGGCUGAGCAGCGGCGCGGGAUGGCUGUGACGCGGAUCGAGCUCGAUGCCAACUUUGUCGGCGAGAGUGAGCAGCUUAGCAUGGCCGAGGCCGUAGCCAAGAUGGCGGAGCAGAGGCGGCUGGCGUACGAGCAGCAGGUCGCGGCAGAGACGGAGGCCCGGCCAGACGAGGUCUUCCGCCAAGGCGAAGCCACGAUUGUGGUCGCAGGUGCGGCGGCCGAUGAAGCCAUCGCAGAUGAAGCCGCGACCGCCGUCGCAAGAGAAGCCGCCGCAACAGCCCCAGCCACAGCGCGGGACGGUGCCGAUCCUGGUCUCUGGCGAGCUCAAGCCGCCGCCCCGCCGACGUGGUCGUCGUCGUGGCCGCAAUCGCGGUCGCGGUCGCGGUCGCGGUCGUAG
Molecule: messenger RNA, 5493 nt
Organism: Thecamonas trahens ATCC 50062
Lineage: Eukaryota; Apusomonadida; Apusomonadidae
Exons: 5
Coding region: 1-5493 (1830 amino acids)
Molecular function (GO): protein binding
Source: RefSeq, a predicted model, not a curated record